CGCUUAGCGCCUCCUUUGCCGAGUCCUUUUCCUCCUUUACCACGACCAGUCAUUUUCAGUAGAUGUUAACUGUUUGAACGAUGGAUUGAAACUAAUGCCACAUUCGGCCCUGAAAACCGCUUUUAUGAUGGCGAGGGUGUCAACAUCGUCUGAAAACAAACCUUAGCCAUGGCCCGUACAAAGCAGACCGCUCGUAAAUCCACUGGUGGAAAAGCUCCUCGUAAGCAGUUGGCCACCAAGGCAGCUCGUAAAAGUGCCCCGGCUACCGGAGGCGUGAAGAAGCCUCAUCGUUAUCGUCCCGGAACAGUCGCUCUGCGUGAAAUCCGUCGUUAUCAGAAGUCGACUGAGCUGCUGAUUCGCAAGCUUCCGUUCCAGCGUUUGGUCCGUGAAAUUGCCCAGGACUUCAAAACCGAUUUGCGUUUCCAAAGCUCUGCCGUUAUGGCUUUACAGGAAGCUAGCGAGGCUUAUCUGGUUGGUCUUUUCGAAGAUACCAAUCUGUGUGCCAUCCACGCCAAACGUGUCACCAUUAUGCCAAAGGACAUCCAGCUGGCUCGUCGUAUCCGUGGUGAACGUGCUUAAAGCGGUUAUCAGUUUUCGUUUGCUUCUAAAUUUCUAAAACA
This is a messenger RNA of Wyeomyia smithii (pitcher-plant mosquito), 620 nucleotides long. Its product is annotated as histone H3. Gene Ontology annotation, molecular function: protein heterodimerization activity; structural constituent of chromatin; DNA binding. The record is from RefSeq and is a predicted model, not a curated record. Lineage: Eukaryota; Metazoa; Arthropoda; Insecta; Diptera; Culicidae. The transcript has 2 exons. Bases 169 to 579 code for a protein of 136 amino acids. Gene Ontology annotation, cellular component: nucleosome.